This is a messenger RNA of Anisakis simplex (herring worm), 318 nucleotides long. Lineage: Eukaryota; Metazoa; Nematoda; Chromadorea; Rhabditida; Anisakidae. The record is from the annotation of a GenBank genome assembly.
AUGAAGUCAAUGCGGAAUGCGGAAGAGGAUGCGAAAAGUGUGUUGAAAUCAUUGCUUGCAGGUGUCAAAAAACAUGAAUGUUCGAGUUGUGGCAAACUGUUCGCGUUGAAGAGCUAUUUGAACAAGCACAUUGAACUCGUAUGUCCGGCCCAACGAUCAACGAUACGUCUACCGCGAUCGUCUCCGUUGAAUCGGAUUCAACAUCAUCAUAACGAUUUUCUUGACAUGAAUCAUUUGCAACUGGAACAAUCGCCCGGUGCUGCCGAGCACCAGCUAGGCAUUUAUUCGUUGGCAACGUCUAAUCACUGUAUUGUUUAG